AUGUUGCUGACAAUGAGGCGUCAGAAUGAAGUGAUAAGCAGCCAGCAGCACUCCACAUCGUUGACAGCCGCAAACACAGCCACGCCCUCGCCGCCUGCAACAGUAGCAGCAUCAGGAGCAGCAGGAGCAGCCGUUGCACCGCCCACAUUGCCACAAUCAGCGCCAGGCUUAAGCCUAGUGCCUACCACACCCACCGCAUCGCAGGACUCGCUUAACACGCCAACAACACCGCUCAGUCGCAACCCAUUGCAGUUUACCGCACCACCCGCACCCCCGCCCAUUGCAGUGGCAAGUGUGGCAGCUUCAGCACCCGCCUUUGGGUAUUAUAACAAUAAUAGCACCGCAGUUGCAACAUCUCAGCCGACAUCGAAUUAUCUGCAUCAUCCGGCCGCAGUUGGCAAGGAGACGGCAGGAGUUGAGCUUGACGAGUACGUGGAUAUAUUGCAGGUGCAGCAACUGUUGUUGGACUCGUCGGCGGCAGCAGCAGCGGCAGCAGCUAAUCCCUCCCAGGAGCAUCAGCAGAGUCCCCACCAUCACCAGCAACAACAACUGCAACAGCAACAGCAGCAACAACAACAGCAACUGCAGUCUCUGGCCAAGCCGCGUCCGCGCAUCAAUCUACAGAAGGCAUCGGAGUAUGCCGCUCAAUUAGCGCAGGCUGAGACAUCCUCGCCUGCCUCGCGUCGCGUUCUUCUCGACUAUCCAAAUCCCUAUCUGUACGGAAAUCAUUAUCACCACACGCCGCCAAGCGAGGACCUCGUGGCCCUUUGGUUUGGCAGCAAUGGAACAGGCGGCGUAGCCCCUGGAACCCCAUCCGCGGCCAUGAUCAUGGAAGGGCUUGAAACCCUGGUGGCGCCAACGCAUCACGCAUUCCUGCUGACCGAAACGGCCGCUGCGGCCCAUUUCAAUGUGCUGAGCUUUGACACGUGCCUCUUCAAGACGAGCACGGCGCAGAGCAGCAGUCCGUCGGCCGCCAGUUAUUUGAGCUCAGCGCAGUUUGGCGGUGGCGCCGCCGCCGGCAGCAGCUCCAGUGUUGCUGCCACGAGCAACGGUCAGACGUUGUUGCACUAUACAACAGCUGCAACAGCGGCCAGUCACAGUCACAGCCACAACAAUCACAACAAUAACAAUAACAAUAACUCGGUGCUACGUGCGCGCAAUCAAACAGCCACGCCCACACAAGGCGGUAGCCCUGGUAACGUGGCAGCGCAGCCAAAUUCGGGCAGCGCAGCAGCCGCUAGCAGCGGUCGCAGUUCAGCUUCACAUCUCAGCCUGCUGAACACUAGCCAACAAAGUCCCGUUACGGCCACCGAGCACGGUGUGACCGUGGAAUCCAAACAGCUGAUCGAGGCACUGCCCGGCGAUCUCAACACGCCGGUGACCACGUCCAGCGAUAUACCCUCAUUCUUUGGCCCAUCCACAGUGGUCGAACCACCACCAAUUACCGGCUGCAUUGAAUCGGAGGAUCUGUCGCUGGAGCCUCAGGUUGUGUCCGUGGCGAGUCCUGUCUUGUCCUCGUGCAGCCCAUUGAAGGAGGAACGCAGCACGCCGCCAGCAUUGUCCAUUGUCAAGGAAGAAUCAAGUAAUAAUAGUUGUAACAUGUAUCCACUACACAACAACAACAACAACAGCCACCUUCACACCACAUCAACAACAACAACAACAUCAACAACAACUGCAACCACAACAGCCACAGCAACCGCCACAAAACAAACAAACAGCGAUAGCAGUAACACUGAAAGUGUUGGCUCGCCUGCUGCAACAGUAACAACUGCUGCUGGCAAUAGCAACACACACUCACAACAACAGCAACAACAACAGUUGCAUCACAACAACAGCCAUUGUCAACACAGUCACCAACAACAACAACAGCAGCAGCAGCAGCAGCAACACAUGAGCUCACCGCAACACCAACAACAAUACCAACUACAACAACAACAACACCAAAUACUACACCAACAGCAACAACAACAACAGCAGCAACAAUUGCCACACCAUCAUCAUCAUCAUCAUCACCAUCAUCACAGUCACCACCAACAUCAACACCAACAGCAACAGCUGCAACACCAACAGCAGCAGCAACACCAACAACAACAACAGCAGCAACAACAACAACAACCACCACACCACCAGCAACACUAUCAACAACAUGCACUACAACAACAACAACAACUGCCUGGCAAAAUCUCAUAUCGAGGCAUUUUUACCACAACAGGCAACAACAACAACAGCGCAAUGAGCGCCGCCCAACAACUGCAACAGCAACAACAACAGCAGCAACAACAAUUGGCAUCCCCACAGCUGAGUGUGCUGCCAGGACAGAUGUCGCCACCGUCAAACAGUCUGGGCAAUAGCUGGGGUCUUCCCAGUCCGGACAAGUCGCUCUUCCAGCCACCGAUGUUCAGUCUGCCCGCCCACUACGCCGUGCAACAGCAGCAGCAGCAACAGCAACAGCAGCAACAACAGCAGCAGCAGCAGCAACAACAACAGCAGCAAUCAGCUGGUGCCACAACCUCGCCCUACGACGAUGGACGUGUCGCCGUUGCUGCCGCCGCUCAACAUGCCGAGCUCUUGGGUCUGAGCAUGGAUUGCACGCCAUUGCUGCUGAAGCAGGCAACUCCCAGCUACACAGGAGCAACCGUAUCGACAGCCGGAUUCGCCAGUCUCGCGGAUUUGCAGAGCAGCCACGAGCAAUUGCAACAGCAGCAGCAACAAUACGCCGUACGCUCUCAGCUAUCCGCCGUGGCCACUCCCAAAUAUCAGUGGCUGGAUACACCCGCCGAUUAUGCAGCCGCUGCGGCAGUUGUGCAACAGCAGCAGCAACAGCAACAACAACAGCAACAGCAGCAACAGCAGACAUUGGUGCUGCCAGGACCAACAUCGUCAGCCAGCUCGAGCAAUGCUGCUCUCGGCGUGCUCAUACCGAAACAGGAAAGCUAUCCGGAUAUGCAGCCCAAUUCAAAUGGCACCGGUUACUCGAGUGCAUCGGCAGCUGCUGCUGCUGCGGCGGCUGCUGCUGCCGUGCAACUGGCGGAAUACAGUCCGUCCACGAGCAAGGGACAUGAGAUACUGUCGCAGGUAUAUCAACAGAGCACUGUGCCCCUCAAGCUGGUGCCCGUGAAGCCACGCAAAUAUCCGAAUCGUCCCAGUAAGACGCCAGUUCACGAGCGUCCCUAUGCCUGUCCCGUGGAGAACUGCGAUAGGCGUUUCUCUCGCUCCGAUGAGCUGACCCGCCACAUACGCAUCCAUACCGGUCAGAAGCCAUUCCAGUGUCGCAUCUGCAUGCGCAGCUUCAGCCGCAGCGAUCACCUGACCACCCACAUUCGCACCCACACCGGCGAGAAGCCCUUCAGCUGUGACAUUUGUGGACGCAAAUUCGCCCGCUCCGAUGAGAAGAAGCGUCAUGCCAAGGUUCAUCUCAAGCAGCGCAUCAAGAAGGAGUCCAAGCUCAGUCGCGAACAGCAUCAGCAACAGCAGCAACAGCAACAGCAGCAACAAGCAGCCGCCGCCGCCGCCGCCGCACAGCAGCAACAGCUGCAGCAACAGCAACAGCAGCAACAUCAUCAACAGUAUCAACAUCAUCAUCUGUUGCAUGCCGCCGAUUUGGCCAUCGUGACAAGCAGUGCGACCAGCAUGUAGACCGCAGAGAACUCAUCGUCCUCGAUUGAUUCCAACAAAGGGCAGCGCCUGCCGGAGCAACCAUCCGCAUUCGAAUUGGGCCUAGAACUAGACCUCGACAUCGACAUCGAUGAGAGCCCGCUGCCCUUUGAGCUCACUUUGACCUCAGACUAUGGCACACUCUCACCAUUGAGCAGCCCCCUGCAGUACAACUAUGUGCUGGUCAGCCAGGAGUCUAGCGAGCUGCUGCUGUGCAGCCAGGAUUCGCUCAGUCAGGGCCUUUAAAAUGUGCAACAAAUACAAUAAGCAGCUGCCCCUAUUUCCUCUCUCUCUCUCUCUCUCUCCUAUACUAUUUUUCAAUCUAAGCAGGAAUCAAUCGUUGAUGCUGAAUCUAAAAAAGAUACACACACACACACACACCACAAUUAACACUAGGCAACAACAUUUGUUCAGCCCAAAGAGUUAAUAUAUAUUAUAUUUUCAAAUUAGUUAGAUGUUUGAUAUACCAAAAUUCACUUGUUCCAUAUGAAUUUUAAAUUUGAAAUUUGGUUUAAACUGUGUACACACAUUUUAAGCUAUCUAACUACAGUUGAAAACUAUGUAUAUUGACUCUUUUGACUGACAAUAAGAUUAUAAUUUUGUUACCUAGUGUAAUUAACUAAAUAGUUACCAAGUUGUAGCUGCAAUUUUGGGUUGUGCCAGCAACAAAAUCUACGCAAGACAUUAAUCUAAAAAAAACAAAAAAUUAUUAUAUAUUAAACUGAAGCAUCAGCAAGUUCGAAGAGCCGCACUUAAAAUAAUAGUUACUAACCGAUCAAAGUCUAACAAGAACAUAAACAAAAAAA
Molecule: messenger RNA, 4463 nt
Organism: Drosophila innubila
Lineage: Eukaryota; Metazoa; Arthropoda; Insecta; Diptera; Drosophilidae
Gene: sr
Product: probable serine/threonine-protein kinase yakA
Exons: 4
Coding region: 1-3639 (1212 amino acids)
Biological process (GO): regulation of transcription by RNA polymerase II
Molecular function (GO): RNA polymerase II cis-regulatory region sequence-specific DNA binding; DNA-binding transcription factor activity, RNA polymerase II-specific
Source: RefSeq, a predicted model, not a curated record